Messenger RNA from Trichomonas vaginalis G3, 7428 nucleotides. RefSeq names its product beige/BEACH-related family. The coding region runs from base 1 to 7428 and encodes 2475 amino acids. The transcript has a single exon. The record is from RefSeq and is a predicted model, not a curated record. Lineage: Eukaryota; Parabasalia; Trichomonadida; Trichomonadidae.
AUGGAAAAGACAUCUACAUCACGAGUUCAGCUUUGCAUUCCCAUACUAGAAGCAACCUUUGAUUAUGAUCCAACAGAUAUUCCUUUGGAUAUCUCAAAUGAUCCACUUCUAAGCGAAAUUAUUGUACCUAAUCAAUACAAGGCUACAGGAAAUUUGACAGAAAAGCCCUUAACUUAUGAUAUUAUUUAUAGACGUUACGACUUCAGGCCUUUUACCUGGAUAGACCUCUUAAAUCAAUUAUCAUCUUUUACUCCAAAAACACACAUCGAAGAAGAGGUUGUUCUCAGCUUUGCAUUUCACCAAUCUGUAUCGAUAUUCUAUACAUUCGAUAGGACUCAUGAAUUCCAUGGCAGUGAUUUUCUCAUAAUUAUACUUUCGAAAUUUGCGAAAUCGAGAUACAGCAAUCUUGUUGCAUCGAUAAUAUCAGAGCUAUUCGAAAUCUUUUUUGAUUAUGGUGUUGAAAAGAGAUUGGUCGAAAUUUUUCCAAAUAUAACAGAUUUUGUGCUCGAACUUCAAGAUGGAGCCCACACAUUAAUCAAUACUAUUGUAUCUUGUAUAGAUAGAUAUAUAAAUAACAACGGCUAUAACUUUGAAGGAAUUCUGCCACAGUUAUUAACUCUUGUGCAAAUGAUUGCUUCGGAUAAAGCCCAAUUUUUCGAAUUAUCUCACUUUAAUAUACUUUUCAAUGCAAUACGACCUCAAAUUUCUAAGUUAAAUGAUCUCGGUUUAUUCCUUCUACAAAAAAUCAACAUGUACUUACCGAGAGAGUCACAAGAGCUCUUUGUAUACGAUAUACUACAAUGCCUACCUUCAAUUAUUGAAGCAACUCCUCCUUUUGCAGUUGCCCAAAAAUUAGAUAUAAAUCCAGUUGAAUUUCCAAAGAAUUUAUCAACUGAAAUGAAAUUUAAUGAUGUCGUGACAUUCCCUAACGGCAUAAAUCUCAACAAAAACAUUUAUACAAAAUUCCAAUAUCCAGAAAUUUACAAAGUAAGCAUUUACUCCCAGAUAUCAGUUGCUUUUGAGAUAAUUGGUUCAAUCCCAUCAGAACUUGACCUUUUCCUUCCAAAAUUUUUCAAAAUUGUCGAAUCGAAGAUGGAUUCAGACUAUUAUCUUGAAUAUGUUUCAUACUAUGCACUUCUAUUAAGCUGUAUUUCCGAAAACAUGGACGGAUACGAAGUAGAUAUCCCUAAAUUAAUUUUAGAUCCGACAUACAGUUCAGAAAACAUCAAAAUGAUAUUUAUUAUCAAACUUCUUAGUGUAAGAUUACUAUUAAAGCAGGGAUCAGAGUCAUAUCUCAAGAUUUUCCAAACUUAUUUGCCAUAUCUUCCUCAAUUCACUCAAUUAGUGCAUAUUACUAUUGUUGAACACAAGAAUGUUGUUAAAUACAUCAAGAGAUCUCCGAAAUUCAUUCCAACAAUCGUAAAUGUGUCAAGAUUAUUAAGAGAUCUUAAUAUGACAAAAACUGACAACUCAAAUCUGAUUGAAGAAGCCAGAGAAUCAUUAUUUAUCAUGCUCAGUACUAUUUUCCGUGAAAAUGAGAUCUUUGACUUGUUUAUGGGAAAUUCUUUGUUCAUGUCAUUUUUUGUGUCACUUUUAUUCGAAGAAAACAUCCAAUUUUUUGCGAUUGAGCUUUGCAGGUCAUCAUUUAUGAGUAGUACAUCAGAUUUCCUUCUACAACAGUUCCAAAUGAUCAUUACACAGAUCUCUAUUAAUUCAUUUAAUUCUCUUCAAAAUCUAAAUUUAGUUUUUAUGAUUUUAGACAUGUUGAUUCACUCGAUUUCCGAAUUUGAUCCUGUUUCCAUUUUACUGCAACCUAUUCAUGAUCUCGUAAUGAACGUUUGUCAAACGGAAAUCACUCAGAAACUCAUGAAAACAAUUAUUAAGUUUUACACGAAAUUGAUUUCUUCAAAAAGUUUUGAUUUGAAAUAUAUAAAUGAAUUGGGAAAAACUCUCAAAAAAUUGGAAAUAAAUGACCAAGAGACAUUUGAUUUAUUGUUGAAACUAUUAGUCAAUGAUGAGGAAUUCUCGGGAACAGAAAUUUUCGAUUUCAAAAUUCCAAAUACUUGUUUGGCAAUUUUUGACACUUUUUAUCCAUCAAAAAGUGACAUAAUUGACAUUUUUAUGAAUUCCAUUAGUAAAAACAAAACAAAUGCGAUCAAAUUAAAUGAAUGCCAUUUCGAUGAACACAUCUUAACAUACAUAAUCCAAAAUAGAGACCAAAAUGACCAAAAAUUAUUGGAUUUGUUCUUUUUGAUCGCAUUAAUUGUUUCUUCUCCUUCUGUUGUUCAAUUGUAUUUGUCACUUUUCCAACCAGACGAUAACAGAUUUGCCAACAAAUCAUCAUUAUUUUAUUUAGAGCCAUUGAAGAAUUUAUUUAACAGGACUCGGAAAUUCCCUGCGAGUUAUUUUUACACAGGUGACAAAUUACGAUACCAACAUAAUUUUAAGAAUGGUUUUGGAAUGACAUUUUGGUUGAAAUUGUCAACUUUGAUGAGUUCUGAUUUGUUUUUAAUUGGAGAUAUAUCUAUAACAACAUCUAAUGGUUAUUUAAUGAUAAAGAACACAAAAAUAGAUUAUAUAAUAAAUGUCGAUGAAUGGACAUUUAUUUCUAUUAAUCUCAUUGAUACGAAAUUAUCUGUUUACAUCGAAAAAGAACAAUAUAUUUUCGAUUUUCCAAAUUAUUCAAUUAAAAACGGUUAUUUCCAAAUUGGCGGAAAGGGUGACGCAAAAUUAUCAUCUAUUUACAUUAAUGAACAAAUACCAUUCUCUAAGAUUGCAGCUAUAAGAAAUAGAGGAAUUAGAGAGCCAAUUGAUGAAUUAUCAAAUGGAAUUUAUAUAAAUUCCGAUCAAAAUUUACAAACAAGACCAUAUCAACAUUCUAGUUUUUGUAAUAUUUUGUUGAGAUUCUUUGGUGUGGAAAUAUUAUUACCUUUGUUUGCUCAAAUAGAUCUCAAAACAAGAGAUGGAAAAGAAAAUGAUUUGACUGCUCCUUAUAUUGUGUCACUUUUACAAUCAGCAAUUUUAGUUGAUUCCAAACAACAGAACAUUUUUUAUAACUCAAAAGGUGCAAAUCUGUUAUCUCACUUGUUAAUGUCAUUGGAAAUAAGUCACCUCACUUUUACAUUAUAUGAGUCACUUUUUGAACUUUACGAAAACCUCACUUUUGUUGAUUUGAAGCGCCAUUUCAUAGAAAAUAUCUUGUUGAACUUUGAUUUGUGGAUACCAAUGAAAAGUGAUGACCACAAACAAAUUUUGACACUUUUAACUGAAAAAUUCCAUUCAAAUGCUCAAUUUUUCGUAGAAGUUCUUCCAUUCUGCAAACUGAUCAAUAUCAUGAGAACAUUCUAUUGGUAUACAUGGCUUGAAUUGAACCAAAAUGGAGGAACAGACACAAAAAGACAAAGACCAGCAGAUUUUGACACUUUUGGAUGUCGACAUAUUUUAGGAUUAUUUGCGAAGAAUAUGGCCGGAGUUUCAUUUGAAGAGAAAGAGUUUAAGCAAUUGAUAUUGUCUAUAAUAACAUUACCUGAUGAAAAACAACAAACAGGCAUUUUGAAUUUAACAAUUUCUAUUAUUAAAUUCAAACCUUCUCCAAUAAGAAACAUCCAAAAUAUUGACCAGAUUGUUACUUUGUUGCAUGGCCAGAUAAACACUACUAGUGAGAACAACAUCUCUAAAGUUAUAGAAUUGAUUAUUUUGACACAUAAAAAUAACAAAUUCUAUACUUUGUCCUUACAAGAUCAUUUGGACAUUGUUUUCCAUUUGAUUUCACAAAGAAAAUAUUCAGAACAAUUAUAUGAUAAUUUGGAAAAGUUGUUAUUACUUUAUCCUGAAUUAUUCAAGAUUGUUUCUUACUUCUCUUUCGUCGGAGAAAAAAUGACACUUUACGAUAACGUACAACCGAUGGCAGAAUACGUUAUUUCGCCAGGAUGGAGUUUGUGGUCGAUUUGGACUGCAAUUCACCAUGAGAAUGAUAAAAUCAUUGAUUUUAUCGCUAAAUGCGACCCAUCACAGUGGAUGAAGAUUUAUGCGACGAUAGAAACCGCCGCAAUUAUUGAGAAUGUUGACAAAUAUAAUUUUUUGUCAAUUUUCUUGACAAAAUGUGUCACUUUUUGUGUUGAAUCGAAUGUUCAAGAAAAAUUUACUGUUGAACUUAUGCAAUUAGUAUAUAACUUUUUGUUCUACCACACGAAACCAUCGCCAAACGUUGCUUUGUACAGUUUACUUUAUGAAUUUUAUUAUCAAAAAAGUGACAUCACUUACAUUGACUUCACUUCAACUGGUGACAUAUCAGAGAAUUCAUCAGAAGUUCCAUCUUGGUCGAAAUUGGCUCCAAAACCAGUUGAGAAUUUCAUGAAUUUCAAGAUUAUUCCAAGAAAACAAAUAUUUUCAAUGAGAGUCACUUUUGAAGAAAUGCCGUUUAAUAAUUCAUAUCACAACAGUCCGAAAACUAAAAAAUCUCAUAAACAAAUUACAAAAAGUGACAUUUCAUCAUUGAUUGAAGACAAAAUUGAUGAAAACAACGAAAAUAUUUCAUUGAAUGAAAAAGUUGAAUAUGUUCCAAAAGGCGGCAACAGUUUGCAAAUAGCCAAAGGAGAUUUGAUCAAUAAGAAGUUUGUUUGGGAAGAUUCUAAAGUUGCUUUAAUUAGUUUGGAUUUAAUAAAGAAAUAUCCAAAUCCAGAAACAAUAAACAGAGCAAUAAUCAUCGCAGGAUUCCUUGCACAUACAAUGAAAGAUGAAGUCGUGAAAUGGAUAAGCGAUGUUAAAGUUUUGAUUGAAAAAUCAAAUUAUUUCCCAUUCCUUCUCAUGAAAUUGCAAAAUUCAUCAUGUUUCGUUGAAGGAAACAAUUCUCUUAAUAAUCUUGAUGAACUUAUUCCUAUUUUCGGAGAUAAUUAUCAUAAAAAGAUCAAACAAAACUAUGAUAAAAUCGAGAAACUGCUCACAGCAAGUUUCCAAAAUGAUUCUGCAACGUUGAUUGAUAAUUACAUGGUUGAUUACUGUGAAUCAGCUGAAAAUUACAGGAACAGGAAAACAGAAAACGACAAAUUGUGGAGAACAUUUUGGAGAAAUGCUUCUGCAAGUGGUGGUCCAUGGUCAUUGGAACAAAAGGAAAUUAAAUGGAAGAGAGAUCCUUCAUUGCAAAACUAUAAUUGUCCAUUUAAACUCCGACCAAACAACAAAUUCGAUAACCACAUGAAGGCAUCUAUCGCAAGAGAUGAAGGAAACAUGAAUACAGCUGUUGAAAAAACAAAGAUUUACGAAGAAGAACUCAAAAGAAAAUACGCUGAAAACAAACCUCCUGUUUUACUUGAAAUUAUUGAUGACAAAGAUUUGGACGAUAGAAAAAUUGACACUGACGAUACACAGAAAAUUUUGUUUAGUUUCGAAUGCGAGUAUAUUACAAUCAAGAAGACAUUGAACUGCAAAUUUAACAUACAUUCCAAUUUUGCACAUUUAAUAUCUGAAGACAAAAAGAUCAGACAAAUCAAUUUCUUUGAUAUAAGAAUGUUACUUUGGCGUAGAAGAUUCCAUCAUAAAACAGCCAUUGAAAUAUUCCUUAUCAAUGGUCGUUCAUAUCUCUUGAAUUUCCCUAAUUCUACAUCCCAAAACAUCGUAAAUAAAAUACAGAUCCAAGGAUUACCAAAUGCGAUUUAUGUCCAGAAAACAGACAUGAGUUCAUUCUUUAAGAGUUUGGGAUUUACAGAGAUGUGGCAGAAGAGACAAAUCACAAACUUUGAUUAUUUAAUGCGCCUUAACAUUUUCAGUGGUCGAUCAUUUAAUGAUCCAUCCAAUUAUCCAUUCUUACCAUGGACAUUGACUGAAUUCACACAGCAAGAAAUUGAUCUCAAAGACAAAUCAGUCUAUAGAGAUUUAAGUUUGCCAAUUGGAUGCAUUGGUGAUGAAAGAAUGGAAGCAUUACAAGAUAGAAUGGCCGAUAUGUUACAAUUUGGUCAAAAUCCAUUUUUGUUUUCAUCAUUUGCCAUUUGUCCAUUGAGUUUAUAUUUGUGGCUUCUUAGAUUGGAACCAUUCACGACAAUGCACAUCGACAUGCAAUCAGGAAAAUUCGAUCAUGCUUCUAGAUUGUUUGCAAGUAUUCCUGAUACGUUUAAAUUAGUCAUUACACACAUGAAUGACUACAGAGAACUUAUUCCUGAGUUCUUCUUCCAACCAAGCUUCCUUUUGAACGAAAAUAACUUCGAUUUGGGACAAUCAAAAGGCAGGAAGAUUGGCGAUGUAGAAUUACCUCCAUGGAGUCAUCAACAAAUUUAUGAAUUUGUUAAAAUAAUGCGUCAAAGUUUGGAAAGUGAUAUUGUCAGUGAACAACUUAAUAAAUGGAUUGAUUUAUUCUACGGAUUGGAUCAAAAACCAGUUCCUAAUUGUAACUACGGUAUUCUUUACAAUCCGAAUUCAUAUGAAUCAAUUUGGACAAAAGAUAAUUUGCAAGAUCCUGCACAAAGAGCUUCAAUUGAAGCAGCAAUGUGUCAUAUCGGAUCAAUGCCUCCUCAAUUAUUCAGCACAAAACAUCCUAAGAGACAGGCACGUAUACCACGAAAAUUGUUGCAAAAUAAUCUUUCAGCAAAUAUUACAAGUGGACCACUUUCUUGCGGUGUUUUGAUCACUAAAAACGACAAAGUUGCAAUUGUUGUUUCUGAUUCUCAAUUCGUAAAAAGUGUCACUGUUUUUUGUGGAGAAAAUCAAAUUGAUGUUCCAAAGAAAUUCACGUAUAAUCACUUCAUACAAGAUGUUAUUUAUAUCACACGUGAAUUCCUUUAUUUGACAAAAGCAGGUCGAGUUUCUGUUUUGAACAGAGAUGGAACUUGGAGUGAAUUAGAUUCAACACUUUUAUCCGGUGUUUCAUUGGUUUCAAGUUCACAAGGUUACCACAGUUUUGUUACAAGUUAUGGAUCAACAUUAGCUGUUUUAGGGCCAAACAUUAAGUACACAAUUCCAUUUUACGGAGAAAAGAUUUUGUCCAUUGAUAUGAGCAAAGAAUUCGGAUCAAUUGUUUGUGGAACAUCAAAGAAAAACAUUGUUUUCAUCAAUUUAUUCGAAGAAUCUAAAAUCAAUGUCGUCAAAUUAGAUUUUGUUCCUAAAUUCAUUUCAAUUUCUCCUUCAUUUGGAUUUGUUUGCGCUUGUGGAGGAUCUAACUUCAUCAUCAUGGAUAUCAAUGGAAGAAAGAUCAAUUCUACAUCUAAACUUGGCCAAGUUACAAGUUUAUCUUCUUAUUCUGAUGAAGAUGGUUUCGAUUAUUUCAUUGCUGGCUGCGAAGACGGAAAAGUCUAUGUUUGCGACGCUUUCGAUGGUUUCUCAAACAGUGUUGUCCAUAGAUGUGGUAACAGAGUUAUUGCUACAGCUCACAGUGAUACUCCUUUCGCUACAAUUUGCUUGACUGAAAAUGGAAAUAUUCAUUAUUUCCCAAUGGUUUGA